ACCUUAGGUACUUGCGAAUACAUAAUGACCAGGGCUACCUUGUCCGCCAUCGUCUUCUCUUAUUCAUAAUUCUUUGGCUCACCAAUGAUCAAAUAAUGCCAAUGUCUAUCAGAUUCAUCAGCCUAUUUUUCCAGACUGUGAUCCGUGUACCGAGAAGCUGACCCUGACUAACCCUCGACUCCUUUUGAUUUCUCCUUUUAUUUUCCUCAAUUUAUAACGCAGCUAGCCGUGAGCAAGAGGGAAAAAUCAUACAUACCUUCCUCGAUACCUAGUUAGGGUUCUCGACUCCGUCUCUGAAAUACUGCUGCAUCCUCUUCUGCGGAGCAAACGCAACAACUACUCCGCGGUUCCACUUCACUUCCUUCCAUUCUCCGACAGCAAGGUUCGCAAUGGCCUCCAACCUUACCAACGUCAGCGCCGCCCGCUCCGAGGCCAACCCCUACAAAGUCCUAAUCGCCGGCGGCUGCUAUAGCGGUCUGGCAGUAGCUAUCAAUCUGCUUGAUAAAUGCGACACCAUCGAGUCUCCCAUCCCGGUCGAGAUUACCAUCGUUGACGAGCGCGACGGCUUCUACCAUGUGAUCGGCUCGCCUCUGGCUCUAGCCUCAGCCACCUACGCCGAGAAGGCGUGGGUCUACUACAAGAACAUCCCCAUCCUGCAGAGGCCCGACGUACGCUUCGUCCACGGCACCGUUAGCAAAAUCGACCCCGAGACCAAGACGGCCACGAUUGUCGAACAGCCGAACCAGGAGGAGCGGGCCGAAGCGUACGACUUCUUCGUCGCCGCCACCGGUCUUCGGAGGGUCUGGCCCGUGGUGCCGCAAUCGGCCAAGCGGGAAGAUUAUCUCGAGGAGGCGCGCCGACACAUCAGCGCCGUGGCUAAAAGCACCGCACCCGUGUUAAUUGUUGGUGGUGGUGCCGUGGGUAUCGAGAUGGCCGCCGAGCUCAAGGAGGUCCAGCCCAACGUCAAGGUUACCCUGGCUCACUCCCGGAGUAAGCUCCUUUCGGCCGAGCCGCUGCCCGAUAACGUCAAGGACUGCGCGCUAGACCUGACCCGAGAGGCCGGCGUCGAAGUACUGUUGGACCACCGACUGAAGAGCCAAACCCCCGUCAAGAACGAUGACGGAACCGAGGUCUUGGAUGUCGAAUUUGAAAACGGCCACAAGAUGACUGCUAGUCUGGUCGUCAUGGCCAUCUCGCGUAGCGUGCCCACGACCACGUAUCUACCCGAUGAACUUCUCAACGAGCAACGCUAUGUCAACAUCAAGCCGUCAUUGCAAGUUGCCUCCGACGAGAUCCGCGACGCGGCGUCGCACUUCGCUGUCGGCGACCUGAUCAACUGGUCCGGCAUCAAGCGCUGCGGUGGGGCCAUGCACCAGGGCAAAUACGCCGGCUGGAAUAUCCACCAGCUGAUGCUAAAGGACAUCCAAGGCAAGGAGCCCGUGUUCAACGAGAUUGCCGAGGUGCCGCCUAUGAUCGGUCUUGCGGUCGGCAAGAACGCGCUUUCGUACGGCAAUGAGGGUAUGAAGCAUGGCAAGCAGGUGAUGGAGUGGUUCUUCGAGGAGGACCUAGGAUUCAAGAUCGUCUGGGACCAUCUUAAUCUCGGAGGCACGAAGGCAUGAAAACUACUUCGGUCUGUCCUUUAGUUUGGGUCUGGGUGGUAUCGGCGCAAUCGGAGUUACCAGGGCAAAACAGCACUGUAUGCAGCUCAGCGGCGCUCAUUCGCGAUCAACGCGUACACUAACUAGGUAGAUCGUGAAAGCUUAACGUUCAGUUCGGUCAUGACGUUUGUUUUUUCUGUCUUUUUUUCUAGUUCGUGAAUAUAUUGGUCAAAAUAUAGCGCAAUUGUUUUCGUGGGUAAAUGAAUAUACAAAUAUUUAAAUGAAUCGUAUGAAUUUUCCCCCGAAAUGA
Molecule: messenger RNA, 1908 nt
Organism: Annulohypoxylon truncatum
Lineage: Eukaryota; Fungi; Ascomycota; Sordariomycetes; Xylariales; Hypoxylaceae
Product: FAD/NAD(P)-binding domain-containing protein
Exons: 5
Coding region: 390-1619 (409 amino acids)
Cellular component (GO): cytoplasm
Molecular function (GO): flavin adenine dinucleotide binding; electron-transferring-flavoprotein dehydrogenase activity
Source: RefSeq, a predicted model, not a curated record